GUAGGACAGCCUGCCCCGCCCACUGCGGGAUCGCCUGACUCCAUGACCUCGAGCUUGUCCGCUGUCCGGUCUUGACCGGCGACUCUGCCCUCACUCCUACCUUCCUGCCCUCAGUCCCUGCCUGCGUCACUGUCCUCAACCUGGGGCCUGCCUCCGCGCAAGUUAGCAACCUUAGGCACUCGUGAAUUGCAGCCCCGGCCAGGGUAGCCGGCGCCCAGCGCCUUUCCCUGGGACCCCACAGUGCUUUCAGAUCUGCUAUGCUUUCCUGAACCAUCCAUCAGGCACUUGAGAGGCACCCUAAGGUACCGGUUAGGUGAUCAUGACAGACAAAGCCAUGAAAGGAGCCUAUUGCGGGAAUCCAGGUGGGAAUCCUCACCAGGUCUCCCUGCUCAGCCUUUCACAGGCACACCCUUGGCCGCAGGUCUCAGAUUAAAUCAGUCUUUCAUUCCCUUAUUGGGAGAAAGUAACUCCUCAGACCUGGAAUGAGGAGACCGAGUUACGGAAGAAAGGACAUUAGUACUGCUCUCUGAAGAACCUGUGGGCAGAAGGAGGGAGGGUGUUUGUCCUGGGUGGGGCCCCGUGCCGGUCCUCUGGGUGGCUGUGAAGUGGUGAGAGCGAGGGGGUGGGACUGCCGGACUUCUGGACUUUGGGCAGUGCAGAUCUUUCUAAAUCCUUAGCUGUAGUUGAGAGUUUCUUCCGGGCUCAGGCCUGGGAGCCGCCUGAAGCCAAGGGCUCUGCUCUUUACACAGCCCGGGCAAGAUCCCCCUUCCAGGAUGUCAGGCCUGGUGUUGGGGCAGCGGGAUGAGCCCUCAGGACACCGGCUCAGCCAAGAAGAGAUCCUGGGCAGUACCAGGUUGGUGAGCCAAGGGCUGGAGGCCCUACACAGUGAGCAUCAGGCUGUGCUGCAGAGCCUGUCCCACACCAUUGAGUGUCUGCAGCAGGGAGGCCAUGAGGAAGGGCUGGUGCAUGAGAAGGCCCGGCAGUUGCGACGGUCUAUGGAGAACAUUGAACUGGGACUGAGUGAGGCCCAGGUGAUGCUGGCUCUGGCCAGCCACCUGAGCACAGUAGAGUCGGAAAAGCAGAAGCUGCGGGCUCAAGUGCGGCGGCUAUGCCAGGAGAACCAGUGGCUUCGAGAUGAGCUAGCGGGCACUCAGCAGCGCUUACAGCGUAGUGAACAGGCUGUGGCCCAGCUGGAGGAAGAAAAGAAACACCUGGAGUUCCUGAGGCAGCUGCGCCAGUAUGAUGAGGAUGGGCACAGCAUGGAGGAGAAGGAAGGAGAUGUCACCAAGGAUUCCCUGGAUGACCUCUUCCCCAGCGAGGAGGAGGAAGAUUCCAGCAAUGGCUUGUCCCGUGGCCAGGGUGCUGCAGCAGCCCAGCAGGCCGGAUAUGAGAUCCCAGCAAGGUUGCGGACCCUGCACAACCUGGUCAUCCAGUAUGCAGCUCAGGGUCGCUAUGAGGUGGCUGUGCCACUCUGUAAGCAGGCACUAGAGGACCUGGAGCGCACCUCUGGCCGAGGUCACCCUGAUGUGGCUACUAUGCUCAACAUCCUGGCUUUGGUGUAUAGGGACCAGAAUAAGUACAAGGAGGCUGCCCAUCUGCUGAAUGAUGCCCUCAGAAUCCGGGAGAGCACCCUGGGCCGGGACCACCCAGCCGUGGCUGCCACACUCAACAAUCUGGCUGUGCUGUAUGGCAAAAGGGGUAAAUACAAGGAGGCGGAGCCAUUGUGCCAGCGGGCACUGGAGAUCCGAGAAAAGGUCUUGGGCACCAACCACCCAGAUGUGGCGAAGCAGCUGAACAACUUGGCCCUCCUGUGUCAAAACCAGGGCAAGUAUGAGGCAGUGGAACGUUAUUACCAGCGGGCGCUAGCCAUCUAUGAGAGCCAGCUAGGGCCAGACAACCCUAAUGUAGCUCGGACCAAGAACAACCUGGCUUCCUGUUACCUAAAGCAGGGCAAGUACUCAGAGGCUGAGACUCUGUACAAAGAAAUCCUGACCCGUGCCCAUGUACAGGAGUUUGGGUCUGUGGAUGAGGACCACAAGCCUAUCUGGAUGCAUGCUGAGGAGCGGGAGAAAAUGAGCAGAAGCCGUCACCGUGAGAGCGGCACACCCUAUGCAGAGUACGGAGGGUGGUACAAGGCCUGCAAAGUGAGCAGCCCCACAGUGAACACUACUCUGAGAAACCUAGGGGCUCUGUACCGGCGCCAGGGAAAGCGGGAGGCAGCUGAGACCUUGGAGGAAUGUGCCCUGCGUUCCAGGAAGCAGGGGACUGACCCCAUCAGUCAGACCAAGGUGGCAGAGCUGCUUGGGGAAGGUGAUGGCAGAAGGAUUUCCCAGGAGGGCCCUGGGGACAGUGUAAAAUUCGAGGGAGGUGACGAUGCAUCAGUGGCUGUGGAGUGGUCAGGGGAUGGCAGUGGCACGCUGCAGAGGAGUGGCUCUCUGGGCAAGAUCCGGGAUGUGCUUCGUAGAAGCAGUGAGCUCCUGGUAAGGAAGCUCCAAGGGACUGAGCCUCGGCCUUCCAGCAGCAACAUGAAGCGGGCCGCCUCGCUGAACUACCUGAAUCAACCCAGUGCAGCCCCACUCCAGGCUUCCUGGGGCCUCAGUGCCAGCACGAUGGACCUCUCUUCAAGCAGCUGACAUUCAAACACCCCCCUAACCCAUCCCCCCCCACUUUCCUAUCUGCUGGGUCCCCACAGCAUUCCCUAUCGCUCCUGUGUCUUCCCCAAGCCAAAGGGAAGGUGAAGAAGGAACAAUUUAAACGGAAGACGGCUCUAGGGUCAAGGCUCCUUCCUCAGGAAGGGCCUCAGGAUAGGCUCUCUACUUUGUAGUCCUGUAGAGUAGUUCACUGAGGCCCCCAAUGUGGGUGAAAAGCAGGUAUGCACCUCCAGGAUGAGCCUGCUGCUGAUUUUUCUAUCAGAGGGUUUGGGGCUGGUCUCUUUCAUCCCCUGCCCUCUGCUGCCUCACAUCAGGUCCAUGUAUUUCACGAUGUUUCUUUAAUAAAAGAAUCAGGUAACCUUUUG
Messenger RNA from Cricetulus griseus (Chinese hamster), 3016 nucleotides. The record is from RefSeq and is a predicted model, not a curated record. Lineage: Eukaryota; Metazoa; Chordata; Mammalia; Rodentia; Cricetidae.